Messenger RNA from Strongylus vulgaris, 1638 nucleotides. The record is from the annotation of a GenBank genome assembly. NCBI's taxonomy places the organism in Eukaryota, Metazoa, Nematoda, Chromadorea, Rhabditida, Strongylidae.
AUGGAACAGCAAGUAGCCAAGAAGCGAAUAUUAUGGAUGGAACAGCAAGUAGCCAAGAAGCGAGUAAAGCGAGAUUACAGGCAACGAUCGCGACGGGUUCGAGGGAUGAGUGAGAAUGACAUCACCUUCGGCGAGGAUGAAACCCUCGUGAGUAAGUCGAGGAACAGAAAACAACCGGAUCCAAAUGACCCGCUCUGGACUGAUAUGUGGUACUUGGUGAGUCGCGGUGUAGUCGUGACAAUCCUCGAUGAUGGCCUAGAACGAACACAUCCGGAUAUAGCGCCCAACUAUGAUGCACGCGCUUCUUACGAUGUCAACGAUCGCGACGAUGAUCCUAUGCCACGAUAUGAGUAUUCGGAUGAGAAUAGACAUGGUACCAGAUGUGCUGGCGAAGUCGCGGCCAUCUUCAAUAACAGCUUGUGUAUCGUAGGAAUCGCCUACAAUGCCAGAAUUGGAGGCAUCCGAAUGCUCGAUGGUGAUGUGACAGAUGCUGUAGAGGCGGCAUCUUUAGGCCAUAACUCGGAUUAUGUAGACAUAUAUAGCGCCUCUUGGGGCCCAGAUGACGAUGGUCGCACCGUGGAUGGGCCAGCAAAGCUCACCCGAGCUGCUUUUGAAAGAGGAAUCCGAGAGGGACGUCGAGGCAAAGGAUCUGUUUUUGUUUGGGCUUCCGGCAAUGGAGGAAAGGAUGCCGAUUCGUGUAAUUGCGAUGGAUAUACAAACAGCAUCUAUACUCUAUCGAUCUCUGCUGCCACUGAAAAUGGGAACAUCCCUUGGUAUUCCGAGGCAUGCAGCAGUACAUUAGCAAGCACAUACUCAAGUGGUGCAACGGGAGAGAAGAUGAUUGUCACCACUGAUUUGCACCAUGCUUGCACCAAUACCCAUACUGGCACCUCAGCUAGUGCUCCUUUGGCCGCGGGUAUUGUUGCGCUAACGCUCGAAGCCAAUCCUGACCUCACUUGGAGAGAUUUGCAGCAUAUCGUAAUCCGCGCGGCAAAACCUAUCAAUCUUCGUGCUGGUGAUUGGGUAACCAAUGGUGUAGGACGAAAUGUUUCCCAUUCAUUUGGUUACGGUCUAAUGGAUGCGGGAGCAAUGGUGCAAUUGGCCCGGAAUUGGACAACUGCUCCUGAACAGCACAAAUGUCGACAAUUUUACCCAAGCAGAUUCAAGACUAUACCACAUGGUAAUCGGCUACAACUACAGUUGUAUACGGAUGGAUGUGCUGGAUCUCCCGAUGAACAGGUCGUCUAUCUGGAGCAUGUACAGGCUAUCAUAACGCUGAAAGCACCAAAAAGAGGCGACAUCCAGAUCUACCUCACCAGUCCGUCGGGUACAAGAUCUACACUUUUGACGAAACGAGCACGGGACACGAGUCGAGCUGGCUUCAUUGAAUGGGCCUUUAUGACUACCCAUAGCUGGGGCGAACUCGCUGCUGGUCUAUGGACCCUUGAGGUCGACAAUGAUGGAUGGGAUGAUGCGGAACUCGUAAAAUGGGAUCUGGUAAUGUUUGGUACGGUAGACGAGACGACACAAUAUGGUGGAGGGCACAAUUCUGCCCUUACAGCUCGAUCCUUAGCCCAUAUCGAAGAAGUACGCAAAACUGCACCACCAUCUACCCUCUGGCAGCUUGUAGCCUCGCUU